Molecule: messenger RNA, 1668 nt
Organism: Cuscuta epithymum
Lineage: Eukaryota; Viridiplantae; Streptophyta; Magnoliopsida; Solanales; Convolvulaceae
Source: the annotation of a GenBank genome assembly
ACAUAAUUCAAUACAACAUCACAUUCAUCAUCUUCUCCAUUUGGGCUCAAUCUCUCCAUUUAUUAUAUACUUUGGAUACCCUAUUAUCCAACAUUUGGUGUUCUCGUUGAGAGCUGAAACACAUCAAGUGAGAUCCUCUCAGCCCGUUAUGCCUCGAUUCAAUUGAAGCUAGUAAGGCUACACCUCGACUCAAUAGAAGCGAGCAAAGCCGCAACUCGGCUCAAGUGAAGCUAGUAACACUGCAUCGCGGUCCAGAGGGAAGCAACUGACCCCUUGGUCAAAGGAUUACGGGCUUACGGCUCGGCUAAUUUGCAAAUUAAUACUCCUGCCUCCAUCAAGAGUUGACACCGCGGUCAAACCAACAAAAAGAAACUCCAAGUAGCAGCCUCAUCUCUGACCGGACAACUCCAUCUAAGCUGCUAAGCAGAAUUACAUUGUGGAGAUGAUGAAGAGAGCGAAUGUAGCUAUUCUCAUUCUGAAGUAGAGCAAUUUUCAUACAGUGAUAUGGAUGAAAUUAAUCAGGAUAAUAUUGAGUUUGAACAGAAUGUGGACUUUGGUGAUGAAUAUAUAUAUAUGCUAGUUUUAUGAGAGAUGAAGAAUAACUAGCUCUUGGGUGUACUGCAAAACAAGGUUGGUUUGACCCUAACUUAUCUGAUGAUGGUUCCUUAGAAGACUCAGACAAUGAUGCUGAAAGUCCAAAAGUUGGGUGGCCUGUUUUCAGAGCUAACACAGAAGUGGAAAAUCCAACAUUUUCUUUAGGUAUGACAUUUUCAAGUAAGAAAGAAUUUAGAGAAGCAUUGCCUAAUUAUGGAUUUGAACAUGGGAAGGACUUGAAAUUUGUGAAAAAUGAUUCUCUUAGAUUUAUUGUGAAGUGUAAGCAAACUGAAUGCCCUUGGACAAUAUCUCUAAGAAAAGUGCAGAAUUCCUUAUCAUGGAGGAUAUUGAGAUUUUCAAAAACCCAUGAAGAGUGUGGUUGGAAUUACCAUAACAAGAUGGUUAAUUCAACCAAAAUUGCAAAAAGAUGGUCCAAAGAGAUACAAUUACACAGCAAUUGGAAAAUGAAGGAAUUGAGAAAAAAGUGUGUACCAAAGAAAAGUUUCAUGUGAGUACCAAAAAAGCAUAUAGAGCAAUCCAGAAAAGCAAAGAAACAAAUCCAAGGGGACCAAGAGGACAACUUCAAAAAGAUUUGGAGUUAUUGUGAAGAAAUUGAUAAGACCAAUCCUAGGUCAACAUGUGUUGUGAAAGUAAGUACCUUGACUAACUCGAGUGAGGAAAGUAGGUUUAUGAGAUUUUAUUUGUGUUGGGAUGAUUGCAAAGAGGGAUUCAAUUAUUGUCGACAAUUAAUCGGUGUUGAUGAUUGCCACUUUAAGACUACCAUUGGUGGUCAAAUUAAUAGGUGUUGAUGGUGGUCAAUAUUGACGCGAACAAUAAUAUCUUCCCUAUUGCAUAUGCAAUUGUUGAAGGAGAAACAAGAGAGUCUUGGAGUUGGUUUUUGAGAAUUUUGAAAACAGAUUUGAAUAUAUGCGAGGAUAUAGUGAACAUAGUACACUAUUAUUAUGUUUAAUAAGCAAAAAGGUUUAAUUCAGGCUUGUAAAGAGGUCUUACCUGAAGCAGAUCAUAAGUUUUGUGUUAGGCACUUAAUACCAACAUGAAAGUUGCUGGUUUCCA